Molecule: messenger RNA, 786 nt
Organism: Morchella importuna
Lineage: Eukaryota; Fungi; Ascomycota; Pezizomycetes; Pezizales; Morchellaceae
Exons: 3
Coding region: 1-786 (261 amino acids)
Cellular component (GO): membrane
Molecular function (GO): serine-type endopeptidase activity
Source: RefSeq, a predicted model, not a curated record
AUGACUGUGACACGAGAGGAGGUUUGCGAGGCGCUGGGAUUGGAUCCUACAGUGAAACCGGCACCGAAGUACUACGAUGAGUACAUUCGACGGUACAAACCAGAGAAGGUUUUCUGGCUGGAUCUGUCGCAAACGAUGAAGCUGAACUUCAGCUUCUGCGCACGUAAUGCUGCGGGUGAAGGUGAAUCGUUCAGGUGGUGGACACCGUUGACUGCGCAAUUCAAUCACGUGGGACUUCUACAUCUAUUUGUGUGCUAUACCAGUCUCAGGGCGUUCGCCCCAGUGCUGGUUCAUCUAUACGGAAACCGUGUGACAGGAACGAUAUUUGUGGCAGGCGGGAUCAUGGCACAGGCAUUUGUGGCCCUCUUUGAAAAAUCUGUGAACCCAUUCUUGGCGAUGCCGCAAGAAAAGAUAUUAAAUAAGGUUAAAUCCGGGCUCACGAAGGACGAGGAAAGCCAGUUGCGACGGGCAAUAUCAUUCGCAAUGGGUAGCAGCACUUCUCUGAUGGCAAUGGGCACCAUCUGCGCAAUCGUAUGGCCGGCAAUGGAAUUGAACCUGAUGUUCAUUCCUAUCGGUAUCCCGAUUAGAGCGGCCUUGGGCGCCUUUAUGGCGUUCGACAUCGGCGGAAUGUUUUAUGAUUACGGGAUCCCGAUUGGUCAUUCAGGUCAUAUAGGCGGCGCUAUUGCUGGUGUUAUUAUGUAUGCGCUGUGGAUCAGGAAACUGCCGAAUGCCUUUCAGCGUCGCAUUGCCCAGGCGAUGAAUGAGAGAGGAAUUAAGUUACGGUAA